CUGAGUUCAUUCACUGGGAUUGGUUUCAAGUGACGCCAUCUCUUUUUUUUAAACCAAUGACCUCAUCCGCGCUUGAAGUUUCCUGACCAGCGACUCUUUCUCUCUCCCCAACCCCCACCCUGCCCCCCCUGUCCCCUCCUGCGGGUAUCACCGUUUGGGGGGGCUUCCAUCCCAUUUUCCACCAUUUAUUCUCCCCCUCUCCGCUUUUUCCAGCGCGGACCCCCAACUUUACCUCCUCAACUCCUUCAUCCCUGUCGACAUUUUUUUUUUCCUUUCCCUUCUUCUCUCCUUUUCGGGGGGCGGUGGAAGAGAAAGUGAAGAAAAGUUGCAAACGCCCGGGCUCUCGCUAAGCUCUCCGCCCACCCCUCAGAGUGGAAGCCGCGGCGGCGAGGAGGACGCGCGAGCGAGUGAGCGAGGAGCGAGCGACGGCCGGGCGGCGACGCGGUGACAACGCUUGCUGCCCUCCGAGCGAGCCUGGAGCCUGGCGGCCCCUCAAGUUGUCAGUCCAGUGUGAAGCUGCGGAGUGAGGGAGCAAAGGUAAAGGAUGAUGUAAUGGCCUGGCUGCCCUAAAGCAUCUUUUGUUGUGGAUGGCUAUUCCCGUCAUCUCUUUAUGAAUCAAAUGUGAGGGGCUGCUUUGUGGAAGGAGUCCUGUGCAAGAGCGUAUCGACAGGAAAGAGAGACAUUCAGCUGGAGGGCUCUUGCUGAAAUGGGUUUAACUCUGUGUUGCCAGUCACCACUAGCCUGACCUCAUACAUUCUUAACAAUGGAGUGGCUGAGCCUUUGAGCACACCACCAUUACAUCAUUGGGGCAAAUUAAAGAACGAGGUGGGAAAAGAGGACUUAUUGUUGUCAUGGCCCAUGAGAUGAUUGGAACUCAAAUUGUUACUGAGAGGUUGGUGGCUCUGCUGGAAAGUGGAACGGAAAAAGUGCUGCUAAUUGAUAGCCGGCCAUUUGUGGAGUACAAUACAUCCCACAUUUUGGAAGCCAUUAAUAUCAACUGCUCCAAGCUGAUGAAGCGAAGGUUGCAACAAGACAAAGUAUUAAUUACAGAACUUAUCCAGCAUUCUGCAAAACAGAAGGUUGACAUUGAUUACAACCAGAAGGUGGUAGUUUAUGACCAGAGUUCCCAAGAUGUUGCCUCUCUGUCGUCAGACUGCUUUCUCACUGUCCUCCUGGGUAAACUGGAGAAGAGCUUCAGCUCUGUCCAUCUGCUUGCAGGUGGGUUUGCUGAGUUCUCUCGUUGUUUCCCUGGCCUCUGUGAAGGAAAAUCCACUCUAGUCCCUACCUGCAUAUCUCAGCCUUGCUUACCUGUUGCCAACAUUGGGCCAACUCGAAUUCUUCCCAAUCUCUAUCUUGGCUGCCAACGAGAUGUCCUCAACAAGGAACUGAUGCAACAGAAUGGGAUUGGCUAUGUGUUAAAUGCCAGCAAUACAUGUCCAAAGCCUGACUUCAUUCCUGAAUCUCACUUCCUGCGAGUGCCUGUGAAUGACAGCUUUUGUGAAAAAAUUCUGCCCUGGUUGGACAAGUCUGUGGAUUUCAUAGAGAAAGCAAAAGCUUCCAAUGGCUGUGUGCUGAUACAUUGCUUAGCUGGAAUCUCUCGCUCUGCCACCAUUGCUAUUGCCUACAUCAUGAAGAGGAUGGACAUGUCUCUAGAUGAGGCUUACAGAUUUGUGAAAGAAAAAAGACCUACCAUAUCGCCGAACUUUAAUUUUCUGGGCCAACUCAUGGACUACGAGAAGACUAUUAAGCAGACUGGAAUGUCAGGGCCAAAGAGCAAACUCAAGCUGCUGCACCUGGACAAAUCCAGUGAAUCUGCAGCCUCGGAGGGCGGAUGGAAGAGUGCGCUGUCUCUCAGUCCACCCUGUGUCAGCUCUACCUCAGAGGCAUCAGGGCAAAGGCUUGUGCAUCCUGCCAGUGUGCCCAGCUUACAGCCGUCACUCUUAGAGGACAGCCCCCUGGUACAGGCGUUCAACGGGCUCCAGCUGUCCUCAGAGAAGCUGGAAGACAGCAAUAAGCUCAAGCGCUCCUUCUCUCUUGAUAUCAAGUGUGUUUCGUAUUCGGCCAGUGUGGCAGCAUCUUCCCAUGGCUUCUCGUCAGAGGAUGCUGUGGAGUACUACAGGCCUUCUGCCACACUGGAUGGGACCAGCAAGCUUUGCCAGUUCUCCCCCGUACAGGAGGUAUCAGAGCAGACUCCAGAAACCAGCCCAGAUAAGGAGGAGGCCCACGUUCCCAAGCAGCCCCAACCCACCAGGCCUUCAGAGAGCCAGAGCAAGCGAUUGCACUCAGUGAGAACCAGCAGUAGUGGGACCACCCAGAGGUCCUUCUUCUCACCACUGCAUCGGAGUGGGAGUGUCGAGGACAAUUACCACACCAACUUUCUUUUUGGCCUUUCCACCAGCCAGCAACACCUCACCAAGUCUGCUGCAGGGCACGGUCUCAAGGGCUGGCACUCAGAUAUUCUGGCGCCCCAGUCCUCUGCCCCCUCCCUGCCCAGCAGCUGGUAUUUUGCCACAGAGCCCUCCCACUUCUACUCCGCUUCCGCCAUCUACGGCGGCAACACCGGUUACUCUGCCUAUAGCUGUAGCCAGCUGCCCACUUGCACUGACCAAGUCUAUUCUGUUCGCAGGCGGCAGAAGCCCAGCGACAGAGCUGACUCGAGACGCAGCUGGCACGAAGAGAGCCCCUUUGAAAAGCAGUUUAAACGCAGAAGCUGCCAGAUGGAAUUCGGAGAGAGCAUCAUGUCAGAGAACAGGUCGAGGGAGGAGCUAGGCAAAGUGGGCAGUCAGUCUAGCUUUUCAGGCAGCAUGGAAAUCAUUGAGGUUUCCUGAGAAGAAAGACCCUUGUAACUUCUGAUGAUGUUUUGUUUUGUUUUUUGUUCACAAAAAAAUAUUCCCUGUAAAUCUGAAAUAUGUAUAUGUAUAUACAUAUAUAUUUUUGGAAUAUAGAGCUACGGUGUAAAAGCAAAAGAUGGAUCAACAGAGUUAUUCUCUCAGCACCUGCACUGAGAGCAGCUAAUUCUCUCAGAAGAGUGGAAGGGUAGAUGUUAGGAUUCCCCCAGCCAGGAGAAGAGAUUUUGUUCAGUGAAUUGCACAUCUUGUUCCUACAAAAGCGAGGGUUUUUGUUUUUGAUGUUAGAGGGCAAAAUCUCUCCUAUUUUCAUGUGCAACAGAGAUCUUCAGAACUCACCUCUGUCCGGGCCCUUCCCUGUGCACCUUAGCGCUGAGACUGAGCCAGCUGUGGGUCGGGGGAAAGACCCUCUUAGGGACAGACCCUAGUGGUAAGUCCAAGAGCAAUGAUCCUGUCCAAAGCUGAGUCAUAAAUUCAAGCUUGAUUGGCAGCUGAAGGACACGAUCAUCAUUCUGCUGGAUGAACUAUUAGGAGCCCUGCCCAGAUCUACUCAACCAAUCCAGUACCUCAGACAGGACAUUUGGGGCCAUCACCACUACCAUGUCUAGGAGCCCGUUUUCUAGGCAUUGUGAAUAAAUAACUUAUCACUUUCCAGACAAAUUCAUACCAUCUGUGCACAAAAUCCCAGUGUGCCUGGAUGGGCAGCUGCCAUUGUACCCUUCUUCUCAGCUUCAGAAGAGGGGAAACCAACUAGAGUUCAGCAUAGCUAGAGACUGCGCAGUCAGGUAGCUUAGAGACUUAAGCCAGGGAUGGGACAGCAAACAUUUGAUUAUAAUAAUCAAAGAAUUAUCUAAAGUGGGGUUGUUAAUCCUUAAAUCGACCACAGACUUGGGUUAGAGAUAAAUGUGAAUCACUGGGCUGGUUAGCAGAGUGACAGCGCCCUCGGGUCCUCAGCCAGAACAGAUGCUUUUCAGUUCUGUCUCAUGGCACACAGGAAGAUUCGAGAAGGUAAAACUUGAAGCAGGAAACAAAUUUCCUUGGUGUCUUUUUUUUUCCUGUAGUAUGCAAUAAGGGUACUAUUUCUAGAAUCAUCUUAGACUUCCAGACUUACCAUGGGCUUUGGCAAGCAAGACCUAUUCAGAAUAAAACAUACUACGAAAGUCACAAAAGGGUUGUUGGAUUUUGUUUAGUUGUGAAUGCAGGAGGGCUGUCCCAGCAGGCUGAGGAAGGGCCAUGUCAGAUGGAGGACCACUGUUGUUUCUGUCUCUGGCGGACAAUCACCAUGUGGACGUAAUCCUGGCAGCAGAGAACAGAAGGUAGUAAGAACAAGUGUGCACAUGAUCGUGCCUAUCUGCCUUUCAGCUCCCUGGCUUGAGUUUUAUCUUCCAGAGUACAGUCCUUCUCAAGGCCUUAAUUCACGUCAGCAGGGUAUGGGUGGGGCAGGUACGGUCAUUGUUCUUUACUGUAAGUGUAGCAGGGGCUGACUCAUGUCUCAGGUUUUUCUGUUUGUGAAAUGGACAGUCCUUUGACUAGGAUGUGACUUAAUGUUUCCUAUAGUGAUUGCUAAAACCAGCAUAGAAUGACAUGGUUCGAAGCUGACGGGCUUGAUCAGGAGGAUUAUAGUCCUCAUGGACGUCCUGUACAGAUAAGCUGUGUCUGGACACAGACGAAGGCAGAACACUGCACGGGGAACAGGUUGCCACUCUGUGGAGGUUCUGUUCAGCAAUCUGUGUUUUUGAUAUACAUCAAAAUCUCUUAUGUAAUCAGAAGUUCUCAAUGCUUCACAGUAAAUUUUGAUACACACACUAAAUGCGUAAGAGCCCACCCUCUUAAAAUCUGCUCACGCUGGUAAGACAUAAUUUAAACAUGAAAGCAGCAGCUCCGUCAUUCCGGAUCUGGGUGGUGCGCUGCCUCUGCCAUGUCAUGUAGGGCUCUCUGGGCCAUGGUCCUUUCUGUGUAGUGACAGUCAUUCUCUGCAGCUGUCAGUCUUCAUCACUAAUGUCAUCUUAUCUGACGUUGGGGUCACAACUGCCGCACUGAAAGGGCUGCCUAUGUGGCGCACCGUGGGUGGUGUGGUGUUGGCUCUCGUGAGCACAGGGAAGCCUGGAGUCUUCUGCAGAUGCAGAGCAGUGACUUUAAUGAGCAAAACUAGACUCUGAGAAAUGCUGGAACCGUUGAGACCGUGUGCAAAGUCAGAGUGGAAAGACUGUAUAAAUGUGUAAUAUGAAUAUAGUGUUGUGUGGAGUAAGGCAAGCUGCUGAAUGGUUCGGUUGUGCAUUUCUCGUUUUGAUGUCGCGUAUGUUAAUAUGAUGAAAUAAAAUUGAAACUGGUACCU
Molecule: messenger RNA, 5181 nt
Organism: Microtus ochrogaster (prairie vole)
Lineage: Eukaryota; Metazoa; Chordata; Mammalia; Rodentia; Cricetidae
Gene: Dusp16
Product: dual specificity phosphatase 16
Biological process (GO): peptidyl-tyrosine dephosphorylation; negative regulation of MAPK cascade
Cellular component (GO): cytoplasm; nucleus
Molecular function (GO): MAP kinase tyrosine phosphatase activity; MAP kinase tyrosine/serine/threonine phosphatase activity; protein tyrosine/threonine phosphatase activity
Source: RefSeq, a predicted model, not a curated record